Messenger RNA from Fulvia fulva, 5175 nucleotides. Its product is annotated as Rho1 guanine nucleotide exchange factor 3. Bases 1 to 5175 code for a protein of 1724 amino acids. NCBI's taxonomy places the organism in Eukaryota, Fungi, Ascomycota, Dothideomycetes, Mycosphaerellales, Mycosphaerellaceae. The transcript is spliced from 2 exons. The record is from RefSeq and is a predicted model, not a curated record. Gene Ontology annotation, molecular function: guanyl-nucleotide exchange factor activity.
AUGUCAUACUACCAGGGCAGCCAGUAUCAGCAGCAACAGCAACCUCCCGCGCACGAGGGCUAUUGGGACCAGUACCAUCGGUGGAUAUCAACUUCGAAUGGCGGGGCGCAACACCAUUAUGGGGCAGAGUACGCGCAACCGCAAGAUCAGCUACACCACUACCCGGGCCAGAGCGCAUACGGCCAACAACCUGGGGGAGGAGCAGUGCAACCGUUGCCGGCUGGAUAUCAGGAUACAUACCAGUCGCCGAGGGGGACGACCUUUGCAUCGCCUCAAGUCCAGCAGUACAAUCCUCAGGACUACAGCCAAGCGACUUACACCCAGCCGACUCAGCAGCCAGCAUACAACCCAGCUGCCUAUGCGCCAGUAGGACAAGGCCAAACCCCCGCGCAAUACAAUCCGGCCGCCUACCCCGAUGCUACUCUACACAGUAGUACUGCUGGUCCGGUAGAUCCAUAUGCAUACUCUCCUGGAAACCACACACAAGCGAGCUUCUCGCCGCGACAGCCUCGGCAAGUCCAGUCUCCAUAUCCGCAGUUCAGCCCGACUUCGCAGCAUUCAGGAUACAGCCCACAGCCGCAGUCACAAUCAUUCAACUACCCGCACAGUCCCCCGCCGCCACCACCACCUGCACAUCAUGGCUACCAAGCGCAGGGUGGAGCGCAGUAUGGUCAGGCUGCGCCAUAUCCUACGGAAACGUAUCGACCCCACGCAGGUUCUCUGUCACAGCCUGGGGCCAGCAUUGGCAUACCCAUGCCAGGUAUGACACAGAGCGACACUUGGAGGCCGUCGCCACCUUCACACUCGGGCUUUGGCCUCGGACAAUCACCAUCUCCGCGUUAUGGUUCUGACGCGCCAUCUCCGCGCAGCUCUUCACCUGUUCCCACACCUCCUGCUCAUGGCGCGCCGUCAAGGGCCAAUACGUUGGACAGACAUCCUUCAGGCAGACCAUUGCCGCCACAACCGGCUCGCAGCCCAGGAUCAGACUACUUUCCAAACAGCGGCAUGUCAAGGACCAACACUGGCUUCGCGUCAGUGAGCCGGGAUGACGAGGUUGAUCAACUGUUCGAUGAAGUUGAGGGACUGGUCAGGAAUGCCGGAAGAAGCCCUUCCAUAUCUAUAAGCCAGGCGCCCUUUCAAGCACCGCCCUAUGCUCCAGCAUACAGCUCUCAACGUGGCUCAGCGGCUUCUCGCAAUGGCACCACAAAUGGUCACUUGUCCCCUGUGGUUCGACAUCAUUCUGGCGCCGAGGCCGCAUACAGCAGUGAUAGUGACGCGGAAGCCGCCAAGGGAUUGGCGAUGAUGCAGAUGGCGGAUGAAGAAGACCGGCGGCAGAGUAGUGGCAGUCAGAUGCGCUUCGGUACAUCAGGAUCUCUGCGAACUUCGCGCCCACAGCCACCACCACCACCACCACCACCACCAGAAGGUAGCGACAGCGACGGUCCUGCUUUUGCUGGCGCGGAUCUCAGCUCAUUCGCUGGCUACGACGUGCCCAUGUCUUACGGCGGAGAACCCGCUCAACUUGCUGCAGGUGGCGAGAUCAACGGGGAGCCUCACAGCCAGCCGGCUUCGAGUCAGCACAGUUCAAUGCGAAGGUCCCACGCCUCGCAGUCAUCCCAGAUGAGCAGAGCUUCAUACGACUACAGGUCUGAUCACAUUCAUCCGUUUCCUGCUUUCAAUCCUGCCGCGCGAGUCGAAGUGGGUGGUACCGGCGGUCUCGAAGAGCCCAGCGCCACCGGAAGAAGACAAAGCUACGAUGAGGGAGAUGAGUACUCGUUAAUGGACAGUCAACUGCCCGACAGGUUCCCAGACGAGCCACCCGACAUCUCGUUCCACCAAGCCGGAACAACAUAUCCUUCUCGGCCUCUUCCUGCUGUACCGUACCCAGAAGACGUUUUGGCGCCCUUGCAAUCGGAGAGCAAAUCACUGCCGUACCUACCUGGUCAAGUGCCAUAUCCAGGUGGCCCCGAUGCGUAUGUGAGGGACGAAAGGGGCCAGUUUGUGCCUAGGUCCUCCUCGCUGGUAAGCCAUAGCACCACGCCCUUGGUGACUCAGCCGCUAAGGUCUAAGACCGAUGCCGAAGAGCGCAGGCUGCGCCAACAGCAAGCGCGGUCGUCGAUGUAUACUACGCCAGAAGUCACGCCAGAAGUCACGCCAGAAGUCACGCCAGCAAAUGUCGGCUCAGAUCUUCCAGCUUUAGGCGCUCGCCGAUUCGUGCCGUCGAAGCUAGGGGCGCCGGACUUCAAGAAGUGUGAUCAGCCAUGGGCGCUCUCCCAUUUACUGAAGUGGCUGCUUCAGGUCACUAAUGCGGAAGUAUACACUGAGCUCAAGGAGGCGGAGGUCAAGGAAGCUCUGGUCGCACUCUUUACGCACAAAGUGCCUACCAUGAACAUCGCAGAUGCAGAAGUACUCAGUACCAGGGUCGUGGAUGACAUGUUUGUCGCCGGCACACUGGUCGUGACAGAGGAGUGGGUCAAGAUUGUGCCUGGUCCUUUCUCAGGCGUCAUCUUCCAGCUAACACAGCACGGCUGUUAUGCUCCCACGGUUCACGACCAUCUAAUACAAUCAUCACGAUGCUAUGCUCCCCGCUGUCAGCGAACCUUGCGAAAGAUCAAUCUGGCAGCAGCUCCAAGACGAACAUCGCAAGGCUGGGCAGAAUACUAUGAACUGAAAAAGGAAGAUGUCGAAGGCAAGGAUAAGAAAGAGGUCGAACGGCAGAAUGUACUGCACGAGAUUGUCCAGACGGAGGAGCGGUUCAUGGUCAACUUGGACGUGCUCCGGACGCUGUACCGUGAUCAGCUUACCAGGGCAGAUCCACCAAUCAUCUCGCCCAAGCGCCAAGACAAGUUCAUACAAAGUGUCUUCGGCAAGGUCGAUGCUGUCAAGCAGGCAAACGAGGAGCAUCUACUGCCGCAGCUGAAGUAUCGACAGCAAGAACAAGGCCCCUGGAUUGUUGGGUUCAGCGACAUUUUCCGUCAAUGGGUGCGGAAAGCAAGAUCCGCGUACAUUGAAUACGCAAAUGAGUUUCCCAAGGCAGACCACAUGGUGCGGCAAGAGAUGGAGAUCAACAUAUCGUUCCGGGAAUUCACCAUGAGGAUGUCCAGAGAUGAAAGAUCAGAGCGACUGUCGCUUGACAGCUUUUUGAAGUCACCAAUCUCCCGACUGCAAAGAUACACGCUUCUUCUUGGUACAGUCUUGCGUAACAUGAAAGAAAACAGCCAAGAGAAGGCAGAUCUACAGUUAGCGCUAGACGAAGUCAAGGCCGUGACGCUCGAAUGUGAUGGUCGAGUCGCAGAGAUGCAAAGGAAGAUCGAUCUCACUGAUCUUGGUCAGAGGCUGGUCUUGCGACCCGGCAUGCAGAAGGAGGUCGAGCUCAACCUGGAGCACUUCGGACGCCAGCUGAUCCAUCGUGGAGAUCUGCAAAGGAUGGGCAGCAACAGAUUUACCUGGCUCGACUGCCAUGCUCUGCUCUUCGAUCACUACCUUGUGCUGGCCAAGACGGUCGCGCAGAGGGUGGGUGAAGGUGGCAAGACGGAGCGAUACGAUGUGUCGCGGCUACCGAUCCCGAUGGACCUUUUGCAGCUAGACAGUGUGAACGAACCACCUGUGCAGAAGUCGACGUAUCUCAAAGGCCUUUCAGUGGGGAGAUCUGCAACGCCGAACGAUCCCACCACGAUUGGCAGAACGCCUUCAAAUCAAGCUGCCGUGCCUGGUGGUCUCGUGCAUGUCAACACAAGCAUGUCGACCAACUCCCUCAAUCCUGUCACUUCACUGGAUGGCAAGGACGACCGCAUUCUGUAUCCAUUUCGGAUAAAGCACUUAGGUCGCGACACGUACCAGCUCUUCGCGCUCACUGAACAAGCAAGGAGAGACUGGGUCGACAAGCUCAUCGUCGCCAAAACGAAACAUGCUGCCGCGCUUCAUGCUCAGAACGCAGAACCAUUCCGACUGCGGGUCAUGGCCGACUCUGCCUUCGUGUUCGAUCAGUUCAGUAACAAUGGUAAAGGUGUGAACAUCAAAGGCACACCGGUGGAUCGCGCAGUGAAGGAGGUCGAGCACCGCUUCAAGGACACGGGACGCCCAGGGCCGAUCUGCAGAGCACGAGUAAAUUGUGCUACAAGUUUCUCUACACCCUAUCCAGGCAAACAAAUGGUCGCUGUUGGCACUGAUUAUGGUGUCUAUGUCGCGGAGCUGAACAACCCUCGUGGCUGGACCAAGUCGAUCAAUAUGUCCCGAGUCACUCAAGUCGCCGUCUUGGAAGAGUUCAAUCUGUUCUUACUCAUCUCCGACAGGUCGCUCAUAGCAUACCACCUCGACGUGGUAUGCCCCAAUGAACGAAACGGGCCCACGCCUGCCAAUGACUCCUCCAGAAAAGCGCCACAGAAACUGUCUGGCAGUCGAGAUGUAGGCUUCUUCGUCACCGGCAAGAUGAAAGACCGUACUCUCGUUUUCUACAAGAAGCGCGAAAACCUGAACUCCGUCUUCAAAGUCCUCGAGCCAGUCUACCAAAAGUCCACCGAGAGACGCUCCCGCACCGCAGGCUUCCUCAAACGCGGCAACACUGAGUUCUUCCGCGAGUACGACGAUUUCUAUAUCCCCACGGAAUGCAACAGCAUCAACCUCUUCCAAUCAUCCCUCGCAGUUGGCACAUCAAGAGGCUUCGAAGUCCUCUCCCUCGACAAGAAACAACCCUGGAGUGUACCCGAACUCAAAACAGACCACGUCCAAAACAUCGCCACAACAAUCAAAGACAUGCGCCCCAUCUGCAUGCUCCGUCUGAGCGAGCAAGAGUUCAUUCUCUGCUACGAGAAAUGCGCCGUCUACGCCAACAAGCACGGCGAAGUCUCCCGCUCCGUGGUCAUGAACUUUGUCGGCAACGCCCAGCACGCCGCGCUCUACGGCCCUUAUCUCGUCCUGUUCGACAACGAUUUUGUCGAGAUCCGAAACGCACAGAAUGGUCGCUUGAAGCAGAUCAUUGCAGGCAGGGAAGUUAAGUGCCUGGAUGAUGGGACGAAUUGGAGUGCCAACGGUCCUGUGGAAAAGCAGGCUAAUGGAGUUGUUAAUGGGUUCGCGGCCGGUGCGGGCAGGACGUUGAAGUUGGUUAUGCAGCAUCCGGAGAUAGAUAAGAAUCAGAUUGUGGUGGAGUUGUUGUUGAAUGAGAAUAUGAAGGAAUAG